Molecule: messenger RNA, 956 nt
Organism: Cololabis saira (Pacific saury)
Lineage: Eukaryota; Metazoa; Chordata; Actinopteri; Beloniformes; Belonidae
Gene: meaf6
Product: MYST/Esa1-associated factor 6
Exons: 8
Coding region: 67-678 (203 amino acids)
Cellular component (GO): NuA4 histone acetyltransferase complex
Source: RefSeq, a predicted model, not a curated record
CGCUGCCUGGCAACAGCGCGGGCUGAGAGAGCUGCUAACGAGCUAACCGCUGCUGCUCCAGCCGUCAUGGCCAUGCACGCCAAGGCCACGCCGCCGCAGAUCCCCGACACGCGGCGGGAGCUGGCCGAGCUGGUGAAGAGGAAGCAGGAGCUCGCGGAGACUCUGGUGAACCUGGAAAGGCAGAUCUACGCGUUUGAAGGCAGCUACCUUGAGGACACUCAGAUGUACGGAAACAUCAUCAGAGGAUGGGACCGAUACCUCACCAACCAGAAGAACUCCAACAGCAAGACUGACAGAAGGAAUCGGAAGUUCAAGGAAGCGGAGCGUUUAUUCAGCAAGUCCUCCGUCACAUCCGUUGCUGCCGUGUGUGCUCUCGGAGGGAUUCCAGACCACAUGAAUGAAAAGCGUGAGGCUGGCAGCGGCACAGAGAGCGACGCCUCUCCGGAUCUUCAGAACCAGGAGAACGAGCCCAGCCAGGAGGACACGGAGGACGUGGACUCGUCGCUGCAGGACCUGAAGCCUCAGAAGGCCGCCUCCUCGUCCUCCUCGGGCAGCCAUCACGGGAGUCACAAGAAGAGGAAGAACAAGAACAGACACAGCCCUUCUGCCAUGUUUGAUUAUGACUUUGAGUUUGACAUGAAGGUGAACAAGAAGCCCAGAGCUGAUUAUUCUACUUAAGCCCCUCCUCAGGACCUGGACUCUGGAGGACUCGCGUAGACCAGCAUCUCUGGCUCCAUGAACUCUGUCUGCCUUCUUGUCGUCGCUCCGUUUGGUUGACACAUUCCCCUCCAUCCCGCCGUCUGUCCUGGUUCCACUUGACCACAGGACACCUGCGCCCUGAUUGGUCAGCCCCCAGUGACAUCAUCGUGUAUAGUGUUCAAACAUCUGUAUUUAUUGUAGCUGAUUUUCAUGUUUUCCUUUCUGAUUUUUUUUUUUUAAACCUUUUUUUUUUUUUU